Messenger RNA from Cryptococcus wingfieldii CBS 7118, 1791 nucleotides. RefSeq names its product FACT complex subunit POB3. Lineage: Eukaryota; Fungi; Basidiomycota; Tremellomycetes; Tremellales; Cryptococcaceae. The record is from RefSeq and is a predicted model, not a curated record. Gene Ontology annotation, molecular function: DNA binding; histone binding; nucleosome binding. Gene Ontology annotation, cellular component: FACT complex; nucleus. The transcript is spliced from 11 exons. The coding region runs from base 1 to 1791 and encodes 596 amino acids.
AUGUCGACUGUGACGUUCGAGAACAUCUAUCAUGGCGAUUCGAGCCAGCUGGGCAAGCUGAGAUUCAACCCGGUCGGCUUCGGAUGGAAGGCGUAUCAGAGCGAGGACAAUAAUCCCGAGACGUACACUGGUACCGACAUUAGGCAUGCUACCUUCUUCCGUGUCGCUCGAUCAUACCAGCUCCGGCUUACGAUGCGAAACGCUGAGAGGCCCCGUAUAACUUAUGAUGGAUUCCCUCACGGCGAACUCGACAAGCUCAAGCGAACGCUGCAAGAGUACUUUGACAUCAACAUCGAGACGAAAGACAUCAGUUUGAAGGGCUGGAAUUGGGGGGAGGCUCAAGUCCAAGGGAACGACCUCGCCUUCCAAGUACAAGGCAAGACCGCCUUCGACAUCCCCCUCUCCCAAGUCGCCAACUCCAACAUCGCCGGCAAAAACGAAGUUGCUCUCGAAUUCAACCCCUCCUCCAAUUACAGCUUUGACGCCAAAGACCUCUCCAAACGCCCUCCCGACGAGCUCGUCGAAAUGCGCUUCUACAUCCCGGGCAAGAGUAUGAAGAAGGUUGGAAGUGAUGCUGGGAGUGGGGGUGAGGAGACGGAUUUGGACGACGAGGGCAAUGAGGUCAGCGCGGCGGAUGCUUUCCACAACUUGGUCAAGGACAAGGCGGAUAUUGGCGCUGUCGUCGGGGAGACCAUUGUGGUGUUUGAGGACUGUCUUAUCUUGACUCCUCGUGGUCGAUUCUCCAUUGAAGUCUACCAAGACUCUCUCCGCCUCGUCGGCAAAUCCACCGACCAUCGUGUACCUUUCACCUCUAUCCACCGUAUCUUCCUCCUUCCCAAGCUUGAUGACUUGCACAUCCAACUCGUCAUUGGCCUCGACCCUCCCAUCCGUCAAGGUGCUACUCGAUACCCCUUUCUUGUCGUUCAGUGGCCGAAGGACGAGGUCGUCAAUGCCGAGCUCAACCUUACCGACGAACAAUCUGCGGCAUACCCUGAUCUCGAAAAGUCGUAUGACGCUACCACCUUCCAAGUCGUGUCUCGUGUUCUCAAGUCUUUGACCGGCAAAAAGGUCACGCCACCCGGCAGUAUGCGAAACGCCCAAGGCCUCAACGGUAUCCGCGCGAACGUCAAGGCUACGCAAGGCGAGCUUUAUUUCCUCGAGAAGGGUCUCAUCUUCAUUUCCAAACAACCCAUUUUGCUCGACUUUUCAAAAGUGGAAAGCAUUUCCUUCUCUCGAGUCGGUGGUGGUGUCGCUUCGGCCCGAACUUUCGACAUGCGAGUCGUUUCCAAAACCGGUACCGCCGACCACGUCUUCUCUGCCAUCAACAAGCAAGAAGUCGGCUCCAUCAGCGCCUUCCUUCAAGGAAAGAACAUUCGACUCAAGAACGAGAUGGAAGAGGCUACUAUCGAUAUUGAGGGCGGCUUUAGUGAUGACGACGAGGAGAUGGACAGCGCGAGCGAGGAUGAGAGGCCAAGCAAGGCGAACAAGGCAAACAAGGCGAGCAAGGAGAAGGCGAAGGCCGUGAAGAAUUCGGCACCGGCGGAUGAUGAUGACGACGAGUCAGAGGACGAAGAUUUCGCGGGCGACUCCUCUUCCGACGGCGGCUCAACUUCCGGCUCUGACGACGACGACGAUGAUUCGGGUAUGGCUUCCGAUGCCAGUGACCCCAUGAUGGAGGAACUGCGCAAGAAGCAACAGGCGAAGAAGCCGAAGAAGAAGGCGGAGGAGAGUGGGAGUGAUAGCGAGAAGCCGGCGAAGAAGAAGGCGAAGAAGAAUGAGGAUGACGAGUGA